Messenger RNA from Apis florea (little honeybee), 1527 nucleotides. It is a transcript of the gene nAChRa9, whose product is annotated as nicotinic acetylcholine receptor alpha9 subunit. Gene Ontology annotation, cellular component: membrane. Gene Ontology annotation, biological process: monoatomic ion transmembrane transport. NCBI's taxonomy places the organism in Eukaryota, Metazoa, Arthropoda, Insecta, Hymenoptera, Apidae. The record is from RefSeq and is a predicted model, not a curated record. Gene Ontology annotation, molecular function: extracellular ligand-gated monoatomic ion channel activity; transmembrane signaling receptor activity.
GAAAAUAAGUGAAAAGCAUUGAACCUGGGGGCGUCUCGCCUAUCUCCAGCUUCGAAUUUCACGGGGCGUCUGAUAAUCGUUCUGUCACGAACGAGAAAUCGUUCAGUCGAGUGGUGGUUGUUGGCUCAUUUCAAUGAAAAUGAGAAUAAUAACAGUUCUUGGAUUCCUCCUUUUUUGGCAGAAUUCGGCAACCUUAGCUAAAAACGACAAUGAAUUCGAAUACUCGUAUGGGUUGAAUUGCAAGGAUUACGACCAUCCAACCACCUUGUUAAGAUUGAGGAGGUAUCUUUUCUGCGAGUACGAUCCUAACGUACGACCGAUUUCGUCCCAUCAAAUCGCCAACAACGUGACCAUGCAACUACUGCCAAAACUGAUGGAAUUCGAUGAUUGGACCAGCGUGAUGGAGUUGCACAGUUGGAUGACUUUAGUGUGGACCGACUCUCAUCUGUCCUGGAAGCCCAGCGAUUUCGAUGGGAUCAAUUAUAUUUACGUGAAAAGCGACGAUAUUUGGGUUCCCGAUAUUUCCGUUUACAAUUCAGGCGACAUGACGUUCGAUCAGACUGGUAUACCACCGACGACGUGCCUGCUAUUGAGUACAGGAUCGAUCAGUUGUGUACCAUCGGUGAAACACGUUGCCAAAUGCGCCACGGAUUUUUCCUCGUGGCCCUACGACACUCACCGUUGCCGGAUCAAUUUCGGCUCGUGGAUCCACUCGGGAGAGGAGGUGAACAUUUUUCUCGACAAAAAGGGGUUUCACAUGGACGGGUAUACGAAUAAUUCCAAGUGGGAUUUCAAAGUGAUAAAGGCGACCAAAGUGUUGAAGAUAUACGCGUGUUGCCCGAACGACACCUACCCGAUGAUCGUUUACGAAUUUUCCAUAACCAGGCAUUACGGUAUAUUGCACACCACCUACGUAAUACCCGCCAUAACGAUGAUGUUGCUCACGUUGACGGUGUUGUGGCUCGACUCGAGAUCAACGGAGAGGAUGAUCGCAGCGAGCGUGAAUCUGAUCUGCCAUAUACUUUGCAUGUCCGAUUUGCAUUGGCAGUUACCACACAAUAGUACCAAUCCUCCCAAUAUACUGCUCUACUAUAGAGACUCGCUUGCCUUGUCGGUAUUCGCUUUAAUUUUAACCGCACUGCUACGUAAAAUGCAAGAAAUGAACAUCGAGGUGCCGUAUUGGAUUUCUACGACAACGUCGUUCGUGCUGAGCAACAGAGCCGGCCGUUUCCUCAUUCUCACCGAGAACGAUUCCAAAUUGUCGUCCAACCAGGGGAUACUUGGCGAAGAGACUGAGAACAAUUCCGAGGUUUCGAAAUCUCGAGCGAAGGAAUCGGCGUGGAGACAUUUCGCGGCCAUAAUCGAGUGGCUCUCCUUCUUCAUCGUGAUCUUCACUUACGUCGUCAUUCUUAUCACCCUUGUACCAUCCACGUGAAAAAUUCAUUCUUCCCACGUUCUUCUACAUGAUUCUUCAUCAAUAAUCGAUUGUAGAUUCUCAUUUUCAAUAAAUAAUAAUUUAAUUAACGA